Molecule: messenger RNA, 1961 nt
Organism: Laetiporus sulphureus 93-53
Lineage: Eukaryota; Fungi; Basidiomycota; Agaricomycetes; Polyporales; Laetiporaceae
Product: HD-domain/PDEase-like protein
Exons: 12
Coding region: 123-1748 (541 amino acids)
Biological process (GO): dGTP catabolic process
Cellular component (GO): nucleus
Molecular function (GO): dGTPase activity
Source: RefSeq, a predicted model, not a curated record
CUCAUCCAGCCAUCUCAAUCUGCUUCUUUCAGUUCUAGCGACUUCCCCAGCCUCGUGGACGGACUUUACGCGGUGAAGCCUCGUGAUCUUAUCCUAGUACAAGUACAAGCAGCAAGGCAGCCAUGAGGCUCAUGCAUAGCGAGGACGAGGUCAUCCCGCUGCAGCAUCGCCCUCACGUCUCACCAGCCAUGGGCGAAAUUCGUAGGUUCAAAGACCCGGUGCAUGACUAUAUGCCGUUCAGCACGGAGAUAUGUGCGAUCAUUGAUACACCUCAGUUCCAACGCCUGCGGAACAUUAAGCAACUGGGAACAUCCUACUAUGUUUGGCCCGGUGCGUCGCACAACCGCUUCGAGCAUAGUCUGGGCGUUGCGUAUCUAUGCCAGCUCAUGGCGGAGCACCUGCAGAAAGCACAGCCAGAGCUGGACAUCACCCGCCGGGACAUCAAGUGUGUCACGAUUGCAGGACUAUGCCAUGAUCUCGGGCAUGGGCCCUGGAGCCACGUCUGGGACGGAUUGUUCAUUCCCCGUGCAUUGCCAAAUGUGAAGUGGAGACACGAAGACGCAUCGGACAUGAUGUUUGACGCGUUGUUGAAGGACAACGAGCUCGAACUUGAGGAGCGCGAUGCGUCCUUCAUUAAGGCGCUCAUCUUAGGGGACCCGUCAAAGUGCAUAGGGCAAGAAGAGAAGCGGUUUCUGUUUGACAUCGUUGCAAACAAGCGCAACGGGCUCGACGUCGACAAGUUCGACUAUAUCGGCCGCGAUACGCACGCCAUCGAUGUGAAGGGAAACCUCUCGCUGACUAGAUUAAUACAUUCAGCGCGGGUCAUCGACGACGAGAUCUGCUACGAUAUCAAGGAUGCCAACCAGAUAUACGAACCGUGCUAUACUAGGUUUAGCCUACAUAAGCGUAUCUAUAAUCAUAAGACUGCAAGGGCCAUCGAGUACAUGCUCACUGACGCGCUAAUGGCUGCUGAGCCGUAUAUGAACUUUGCUAAUGAUAUCUUCAAUCCUGAGAAGUAUCUACACUUGACAGAUGACAUCAGGGCAACGAUCGAGGCAUCCGACAAUCCCGAUCUGAACAACGCCAAGGCGAUCUUGCACCGGAUCCACAAGCGAGACCUGUACAAGCUCGUUGAUUACAAGGUCUUCGAGUGGGCACACUACGACAUCUGCCGAUCUCACUUCACGCCGAAGGGCAUCGUGGAGGCUGCCAAGGCGAAUAACAGUGCAGCAGCAGUGCAGGACUUGCAGCUAGACCACGUCAUUGUCGAUUUCUCGAAGAUGCAUUAUGGAAUGCAGGAUAAGAACCCACUGGAUUCGGUUAAGUUCUACUCGAAGCGGCAUCCCAAUAAGUGCCAGAGCGCGCAGCCCGGGGAUAUUUCGUUGCUGAUGCCUGCGGUGUUCGGCGAGGUCCUAGUGCGCAUAUACACAAGGGAUUCGCGCUUCCAUGGCCUGAUCCAAGCCGGCUACAAUGCACUUUUAACCACGCUGCCUUCGAUAUCAGACGGACCUGCGUCAUCUACCCUCUGGGACGACCUGAGGCUCACUCCGGAGCUCGAACAUACAGCGCUCGCGCCACGUCCAACGAAACGCACGUUUUCUCGGGUGCAGAGCGCCGGUGCGCGGCUGUUCAGCGUGUCGCCCAAUAACUUCACGGCGGUGCCCGCGGACUUCACAGGUGGGAAACGGGCGCGUAAGGGGGAGGGGCGGUCGCUGUCACCGUCGCCGAAGAGGAAGAAAGCGGACUAGAUGAUUGGCUAGUCCGGUAUUCAGUCUCGAUGUGACGGGCUGAAUACGUUGAUGGGUAGGACUCUUACUCUGCGCAUGUCCAAAUUGCUAUCGUGUAUUAGUGCUUUGCGAUCGCUUUCUCGCUUUGGUGUUGUUAGACUGACAGGCUUAUUCUCGGCACCUUCUAUGAAUUAAGUGCAUCUCAAUACAGGGACAUUUCAUCUAAGAUCUGGC